Cryptotermes secundus is the source of this 3964-nucleotide messenger RNA. It is a transcript of the gene PGS1, whose product is annotated as CDP-diacylglycerol--glycerol-3-phosphate 3-phosphatidyltransferase, mitochondrial. Gene Ontology annotation, molecular function: CDP-diacylglycerol-glycerol-3-phosphate 3-phosphatidyltransferase activity. The coding region runs from base 461 to 2026 and encodes 521 amino acids. Gene Ontology annotation, biological process: cardiolipin biosynthetic process. NCBI's taxonomy places the organism in Eukaryota, Metazoa, Arthropoda, Insecta, Blattodea, Kalotermitidae. The record is from RefSeq and is a predicted model, not a curated record. The transcript is spliced from 9 exons. Gene Ontology annotation, cellular component: mitochondrion.
UGACGUUCGAAAUUCUGUAAGAAGGGCCAACUUUUUGUAUUCUAAAAGGCGAAUUGAACACACAUCACUUCUUAGCUCGCAAACGUAAUUGGAUUUCUGUCUGCCGAAACGCAUACAUUUUUUCGUCUACGUCUGCUGUUCCUGAGGCUGCUUAAAGGUACUUCGUGUUUGAGGUGACUGUUGCCGGGUAUGGGACACAUUCACUCAUCUAGCUCACUUUCCAUGGCAUUGUGACGACCGGUUGUGACCCAGAGGCCGCUAGAGACCUAGAGACAGACGGUCCACAGCCUCCACAGCGAUCCAGAGAUGUGUGCGGAAACAAUUAGAACGAUUUAGACAUUUAGACCAUUUAGACUGCGGUUGGUGAUGGUUUUGUACCAAAAUGGGUAGUAUACCUAUUAUUUCGCACGAAGUAGUGAAUCCAGUAAUAAGGUUUAUAGUUUAGUAUACCUCAAGAAAAAUGAAGAAAUACGGUUGGAAGUGGCCCAAAUUGUUUGCAGACGGCAAUGGUGUAAAACUAGGGAUGAUAUCUAAGAUGGAAGUGUUUCGACGGUUAAGUGUAAUUUUACAAAAACCAGAAAUUAUACCCCAUUUCCAGGAAACUAUGGUUUCAAAUGAAAAACAAAAUGUACCUAAGUCAUUAGCGGAUGAAUUCGAUAAAUUUGGCUUGAUGUGGCUACAUACAUUUUCCCCGUGCUUCCCGUUGGAUGGAAAUAAGAUUUCUGUCAUAAAUGAGCCCAGCAUAUUCUAUAAGACAGUAGCGGAGAAGUGCCAGACAGCCAAGCAAAGGAUAACAUUAGCAUCUUUGUAUUUGGGAACUGGUCACUUAGAGGAACAAUUGGUUGCUGCCAUUGGUGAGAACCUGAGAACAUCCAGGGGUCAGCUGAAAGUGAAAGUUUUGCUAGACUACACAAGAGGCACAAGAGGUGAACACAACUCCUGUCGCAUGCUGCAGCCCCUUCUUGCUCAGUACCAGGAUCUAUGUCAGGUGUCCCUUUAUCAUACACCAGCUCUGCGUGGGAUAUUGCGCACCCUUAUGCCACAACGUUACAAUGAAGUGAUUGGUCUACAACACAUGAAAGUUUACCUGUUUGACAAUUCACUACUCAUUAGUGGGGCAAACCUGAGUAAUGAUUACUUCACAAAUCGUCAAGAUCGUUAUGUGCUGAUAGAAGAUUGUGGUCCUCUGGCAGACUUCUAUGAUGGUCUGGUGUCUCGGGUUAGUGAAUUCUCACUUCAGCUAAGCAAAGGUGGCCAAGUACAGCUCCAUUCCAAUUGGAAAUGCCACCCAUACAAAGGGAAGAGAGAAGAAUUUGAGUCUGCAGCAAGAGACAGAGUUUGGGGUCUCUACCAGUCAGCUACGUCACAGCAACAGAGUUUUGGUGCAGGAGAUACAUGGAUUUUCCCACUUGUGGAAAUGGGGCAACUGGGAUUCCAUCAUGACAGCCGCGUCACAAAACGGCUGUUUGAGACUGCUUUACCAGGUUCCAUGAUACAUCUUGCCACAGGCUACUUCAACCUGACACAGGAUUACACUCUGUCGAUAGUCAGUCACCCUGCUGCUGCAUACAGCAUUCUCAUGGCACACCCCACUGCAAACGGCUUCCUUGGUGCACAGGGCCCUGCAGGUGGAAUCCCAGCAGGGUACACAUUGGUGGCAUCAGAAUUCUUUAAACAAGUGCAAAGAGCUGGACAGGAAAACCGCAUUCAGAUGGCAGAAUUCCAAAAACCGGGAUGGACUUAUCAUGCAAAGGGAUUGUGGUAUACUUUGCCAGGUCAUCACUUGCCCACACUGACCUUCAUUGGCUCUCCUAAUUUUGGAUAUCGGUCUGUAGGUCGAGACUUGGAAACACAAAUAGCAAUUGUGACUAAGAAUCCACAGCUACAGCAGAGUCUUUUGGAGGAGAGAGAACGACUGUUUGCCUCAGGCAGUCCAUUCAAUAGUGAAACACUGUCAAAACCCGACAGGAAGUACGCUCCACUAUGGGUUCAUAUUAUAAUGCGACUUUUCCGCAGCCUCUUCUAGCUUCUUCCAUUUGGUAAUGUGAUUUGUGAUGAGAGGAAUUGACAAAAAUGUGUUUCAGUGAACUUUAAGUUUAUGAAAUCAGGAGCCAGCAAGGAAAUUUCUGUAAUGAAUCACAUGCAUUUGAAAGAAACUAUAACUGAAGUGCAGAAGGUUGACUUCAGUUGGCAAAAUACAAUUUCCAAAUGCCUUCAUUUUGGCUUUGUUAUCUUUCAUUGCCCAUGAUUUGAAUUUAUUGCAGAGUUAAUUAAGAGCACAGAAAGUCACAUUUCACUGAAUCAUAAAUCCUGUUGGUCACAAGAUUUUUAUGCAUUAUACUUUUAGGACAGUACUCACAUAUAAGCACUGUGGGAGUAAAUAUAAAAAUAUAUUGGCACACCAGACAGCAUGGACAGGUCUUGUUUCUAGGCAGUGUGAUCAAACAUAGAACACAAAAGGAUUUGCAAUGCGUAUGGUAGAAUAAUGAGUGAAAAACUGAAAUGCAUUGCGUAUUUGCGUUAUUAAAAACAUAUUCACUUAAGAGGAGUCAUGCCUGUCCCUGCGCGUCCACAUGUCUGAAAUCAGUCACUGGAUGGGUGAUAUGAAAGUUGUCACUGGAACACCCCGAAACUUGUAUCAUUUAAUUUUAUACAUUAAGUACGACAUAGCAGACACAGAUCAUGAGAUGACAACAGUACAAGUGUCACUUGCUUUAAAGUGUGUUGUGUUUUAUCUCCAGCUAAUGAUAUUAACCAUAUUAGAAUUUUUGGAGUAUAAGAAAUGUACAUUAUGUAUGGUAUUGUAUAUAGUGCAUGUACUGAGUUGGUUGAUUUUACAAAGAGAAAAGCUUGUGGGACAACUAGAAGCACUGAAUUUUUUUAAGCUUUAAGAAAUGUACAUACACUCCACUGUAGCUUAUGGAGAGGAAUUGUCUCAACAUUGUACAGCAUAUUAUUAUUAAAAGUUAACAUGAUAUGUAAUAGGAUGAUGAAUAAAGAAACUUAACAUAAAAUUAAGUAUGUGACAGAAAUAUGACCAUGACAUUGGAAACAUCUUCUGGUUUUUUAAGAACUGAAUAUAAAACUGUAAUUACUGUUGUUAAUCUUAGGUUUGCUGAGUUGCUUGACUUUGUCCAUCUUCUAGUAAUGUGAAAGAAUACAGUUUUCUGAAAACAUAAUGGUUGUUCUCACACGAAAAGGCGAGGAGGCACGUACUCAGUCGGGUCUGUUAGAGAGAGGUUGUCUGAAUCACUUGAAACAUCCAGUUUCUAAAACGUAAUUCUUUCCAAAGACUAAAUAAAGGACAAAGUCCAGAAAAUCACUAAUCCGAAGUGUGAUAUACUGACUGGAAUCUUAGAGAUGAACAUUGUUAACAUGUUAAUCAAAAUCAUUCAUAACAAGGAGGAGCAUUCAGAAUGCCAAGGUGCAAAAAACAGAUUUGGAAACUGUACUCCACUAUGAAUUUCUGGAUCUGUUUCAUGUUUUAUAGAAUGUGUAGUCAUUUAUCUCAGCAAGUGAAAGCUUAUGAUCUACUGUGUGUACCAAAGUUGUAACUCAAGGUUAAGCAAGUUAGAAUGUUCAUAUUUACUGAACUAAUUUACAUUUUACCUCCCUGGCUUUAUAUGAUUCUAAGUACCAUCACCCAUACCCCACAAGCAAGAUAUGCUAAGUUGCUACUGCCACUAUUUUACGUAAAGUUAAAGUUUGUUGAAGUUGUGAAUAAGCAUUGCAGCUAAGUCCACUUUAAAGCAAGUAAGCAAUUAAUCAUAUCUUCCACACCACCACAACUUUACCUUAUGCUGUCCUUUGGUACCGUCACUGCUGAAACCUGACCCUUCACUUCUCCUACUGGAUUGGCACAGCAGUAAAGCAAGUGUCAUGUAACUUUGAACAAGGCCAAGAGUAACCUUGAAUGUGCAGUUGUUUGCACAACUGGCCGCCUGUCACUUCUCACCCUCGAACC